AUGACUUCAACAGCAGAUCAGCGUGCCCUGAUAAUGGGCUUGGUGACAGGCUCAGCAUUGACAUUGUUAGCUACUGGAUGUUUUUACUAUCUUUCACCUAAAGACGCCCCUGCCGCUGUAGAGGAACCUGAAUAUGUAGAAGGUGUCGAUGGUCUCAUUGGUAAUACUCCAUUGAUGAAGAUCCGGAGUCUUUCAGAAGCCACGGGAUGCACUAUUCUCGGCAAAGCAGAGUUUAUGAACCCUGGUGGCAGUUCUAAAGACAGAGUGGCAUUAAACAUCAUUCGAUCUGCGGAGGAGGCAGGCAUAUUAAAGCCACACAAGGGAAGUACUGUAUUUGAGGGUACAGUAGGAUCCACGGGUAUUUCAAUUGCAAUGAUUGCUCGUGCUAAAGGGUAUAAGGCAUGGAUUGUUAUGCCUGAUGACCAAGCUAAGGAGAAGUACCAGCUUUUGGAAAAGCUGGGUGCAACUGUUGAGAAAGUCCGCCCUGUGAGCAUCAUUGACAAGAACCAGUUUGUGAACAGAGCAAGGGAACGAGCAGGAGCAUUUGGGGAAGGCGAGAGUGUUGGAUAUUUUGCCGAUCAAUUUGAGAACAGUGCAAACUUUGAUGCUCACUACAAAACCACUGGACCUGAAAUCUUCUCCCAGACAAAGGGCAAAAUUGAUGCGCUUGUCUUGGGUGCAGGUACAGGUGGUACCCUUUCUGGAAUUACAUGUUAUCUUAAGCCUCUGGUGAAGAAUCUCAAGGUAUUCUUGGCUGACCCUCUUGGGUCAGGUCUGUACAACAAGGUCAAGUACAACACCAUGUACGCUCCUCAAGAGAAGGAAGGGACUCGUAGACGCCACCAGGUUGAUACCGUGGUUGAAGGCAUUGGAAUCAAUCGUCUUACUCGUAACUUUGAUGCUGGCCGCCAAUUUGUUGACGAUGCUUUCAGAGUGACAGACGAGGAAGCUAUUAAGAUGUCCCGUUUCUUGGUCAGAGAAGACGGAUUGUUCCUUGGCAGUAGCUCUGCUGUCAACUGUGUUGCUGCUGUUCGAGCUGCACGUCAAUUGGGACCUGGCCAUGUUGUUGUCACCCUUCUUAACGACUCUGGUCAGAGACAUUUGACCAAGUUCUGGAGUGAUGAAUAUCUAGCUGCUAAUAAGCUGGACUUUCCCUUGGGUGCAAAAGAAUCUGUUAAUGACUUUGUAGAAUAGUUUUUUUUUCAUUAUAAUAUUGUAUACUUUAAAGACAUUCAUUUCUAUAUUUCUUUGAAAGAAAGCGUCGUGACUGUCGCCAGUAUCAAUUGACAAGUAUCUUAGAACC
Phycomyces blakesleeanus NRRL 1555(-) is the source of this 1303-nucleotide messenger RNA. RefSeq lists its product as hypothetical. The coding region runs from base 1 to 1194 and encodes 397 amino acids. Gene Ontology annotation, molecular function: cysteine synthase activity. The transcript is spliced from 4 exons. Lineage: Eukaryota; Fungi; Mucoromycota; Mucoromycetes; Mucorales; Phycomycetaceae. Gene Ontology annotation, cellular component: cytoplasm. The record is from RefSeq and is a predicted model, not a curated record.